AUGCACCAGUUCAAUUGGACUGACUGGACUGUUAAGGAGGCUAGCAAUAACAUGCACUUCAAAGGGCACAAGUGGGACGCCCGAAGGGCCAGGGACGCCGAGUACAAAAGCAUAAUCAAUCGCCUGCUAAAGUUGGUUGGAGGUUCGAUUGGCUACAGAAGGAAAGAAGCCAACAAGGUCAUGAUUGCGAUUGGUCUUGGGCAGUUUUCCAGUGGAGCGAGGCUUUCCUCGCUGCAUGAGUCGUUCAUGUCGUACUUCGUCCAAAAAAUAGUUGAAUCUUUGAUAAGAGUCCGGCCCACCAUUGCGAGAUAUCGGUCGGGAGUUCCGAGCAUAGGAAACUGCCGAAGUUCAACUGGUGUUUCCCUCUUGUGCUGAAUGUUAGCGUUGGCGAUCGUGGUCAAUCUGUGCACCUGAAAGAGAGCAUAAAAUACGUCUCCAUGCAGCUCAAGUUGAUUCAGUUGAG
This is a messenger RNA of Gamsiella multidivaricata, 463 nucleotides long. RefSeq lists its product as uncharacterized. NCBI's taxonomy places the organism in Eukaryota, Fungi, Mortierellomycota, Mortierellomycetes, Mortierellales, Mortierellaceae. The record is from RefSeq and is a predicted model, not a curated record. The transcript has 2 exons. Bases 1 to 375 code for a protein of 124 amino acids.